AUGGAUAGAGUGCUGAAACGUGUGGGUCUAUCAAAAAGAACACAAUCAGAAAACGAUACUCGGGUGACGGCCACUUCGGGCGAUAAUGUAAAAAACCGUCGGCGAAGGCGCUCAAAAUCACGAAGACGACCCUCCGCAGCGGACAGCAAUAAAAAAUCACGCGGUAUAUUUAAUAUUGAUUGGGAUUCUGUAAAAGACUGCAAAUCUUGUAAAUCGAGAGCGAUCACGAAACGGUUUUGUAGCAAAAGAGCUGACAACGAACUUUAUAGGUCUAAUAGUUUCAAAUUUGAACGAUUUAUCCGAAACAGUGACGAUUUGUCGCCCGUUAAAAGGAAGAUCUCCUUGUGUGAAGAUUACAGUUUACCAGUCGACCACUUAGCCCAAUUAGCAAAAAAACGACCAAAUAGCAUAGCCGUGUCCAACAAUUGCUUUAUUUCGCAAAAUUUUUCCGAACUUAUAAUUUCAAGUCCCGAAGAAGAACAGGUUGUAGUAUUAGACACAUAUUCAACUCCAAGAGAUUCCCAACAGCAACUAACUCAGGAAGAUAACGAAACAAAGUGUUUUACUAGUCCAGAUAAGGAAUAUUCGCAACCGUAUACUACUGCGUACAUCGACGUUUCAGAGGAGUCCUCAAAUCCUACAUCAGACGAGGAAUUUGCCUAUCCUUCGGCAUCCAAGCAGGAUCCGCUAAAUCUCAAUUCACCUGAUAGUAUAAACGAAUGCACCGCGUUAGCUCCUUGUACAAUUCUAGACGUUUUGUCGCCAAAUAAAACAGAAUCUGCAAACGCCAAACGACACCCGUCACCGUACUAUUACGGUGACCUUUUUAAAUAUAAAACUGCGGAGACUUCAUCCCCACCUAAGAAAAAUAGUAUCAGAAGGAACCAAAGCCUAAAACAACAAGAGAAGUCUGAGUCAACCAGAAGAACCAAAUCUACAAGAAAACACCGAAGAAGUACUGGCGACGGUGGGGAAUUUCUAUUAUAUAAAGAGAAGACUUUAAGAAGCAAACAGCAACUAAGACAUAAGAAGAGUUCCAGUUUAGAUAGUCAUAGUACAGACUCCCGCGAUGCAUCUAACGGCAGUAAUCAACCGCAGCUUCAGCUUCAAAUGCCGCCUAAUCAUAGCUUAAAUGUUUCUACAGCCUUUGAAGAUGGAUUAGACGAUAUGACUCGCCAAAGGCAUGUCUACGAAACCGCAUUUGAUUGUCGUAUCAGCAAGUCAGAUGACGACUUAGACCAGAUUGACAAAGUUAGUAACCAUCCAGUUCUUAUACAAAUAGAUACUGCUUGGGGUUCACAAAUCGGAGUGCAGUCUCCAAAAGAAGGUUCUGUCAAGGCUAAAUUAAAGGAACCUAAAGAGAAACCGAGCCAAUCACAAGAAGACAAUAACCAGGUAACAACUCUGUCCCAAGACUUGCAGAACAUGCAUCUUGCCAAAGAUGACACAGCGUCUCCAUCUGCUGGUUUACUAAUGCGAGGUUAUACACCCUCACCCCCGUCCACUGCCCCUCUUCCGUCGAAAUUUCCAGGGAAAGAACUAAUGAUGAACAGCAUACGAAGUGCCCCGAACUUGCCUUCCAAAUCUCGACACAAAGAUCUAAAUUUACCCGUAAAGUCGCUCAGAGGAAAAUCUCCAACUGCUAGUAGUGCCAGUUUACAGUUGCGUCAAGGGAGCGCCUUCGACAUUGAAUUUGGCAGUAGCUCCAAUUCAAAAUCAAUCUCAGAAUUUAAAGGGCGACCCGGAAAUUCCAGGGUACAAAAUCAAGAAAACGAACGAAUUAGUGAAAUUAAAAGCAGGCCGAAACGCGAUCUCUUGAUUUUACCAGUUAGAUCUAAGGAUGGUUUGAUUAGAAGGAUUCGACACAAAUAUUCUUCAUCAGAGAGUAUUACCACUAGUAGCAGCGGCGGCAGCAUGGAGAGCAUUAAAAGCAGUACUAGUGAAGGCAAUAGAAGUACCAGCAGCUCUGAAAGCAGACAGUCGGCUUCUCUAAGUUCACAUAGUUCUGAUUCAGGAGGCAACCGCCCUCAAUCUUACACAACUGCCCAAGGCAAUUUUCUAAUACAACAGCAAGUGAACAACAAACUUCAUAUCCUAAGUCCAAUAUCAGAUAAGUCGUCGCAAGAACCGAUAUCAGAAACUUCUGACAAUAAUAAAAAUAAUAACUCCCAAAAAUGUUCUCCAGAAUCGACGGUUAAACCCUCAGUAACUAACACUGAGGCGAAAUUUAAGAAAAGAUUUCCACAAAAUAAAAAUCUCUUGAGUCUGAGUUUGCACGAUAGACCUGAAAUACAGGGAUCUGAUAGCGGAAUCUCCAUUCAAAGUCGGGAAGGCGUCAAGUCCAGGUUUGGUUUUUUAACGGUAGAUUUGUCAGCACAUCCCUCUCAACACGAUUUUUCCGACCUACCGUUCGAUAUGCCCAAAUUAAGAAGACGGAGAAUAGUCCCGGAAGUAGCGUGUACGUCUGGAAGCGCUACCUCAGUAGAUCUCAGAGACUUACCGUUUGAUAUGCCUAAAUUGAGAAGACGUAUGAGGCUGCAGACUGGAAACCUUGAAGACAGCGCAUCUCAAGCUUCGUCGAGUCAAAGUGUCGUUGAAGGCACUAGGCGACCGAAAUUAACUUUAAAUUUAAGCGAUGCAGGUCUUAGACAACGACCUGGACUAGGUAUUACAUUGACGGGUAUUGGAUUAAAUAUUGCAAAUGAUGGGGCCUCUACUAGUCAGUAUAAUCCAACCACAUUUACUAUGUGCGAUAAUGUUAUUGACGCCAAUCAGCCUUUAGAAAAGCAAGGUUGGUUCCACGGAUCGAUAAGCAGAGUGGAAGCCGAAAAUGUGUUACGCGCUCUUCGAGAAGGAAGUUUUCUAGUCAGAAAUAGUGAAUCAAUCAAAAACGAUUACUCGUUAUCUUUAAAGAGUGCUAGAGGUUUUAUGCAUAUGAGGAUACAAAAAAAUGGGGUCGAUGGUUGUUUUAUUCUUGGACAGUUUAGUAAACCAUUUUCAUCGAUCCCGGAAAUGAUAAAACACUUUUCGAUGAAUCGCUUACCCAUACGUGGAGCGGAACAUAUGUGCUUAUUGCAACCCGUUAUCGCACAACUUUUGUGAUAAAAUUUGAUUGGAUUGCUCCUUUUGUGAUUUUUGUAAAAUGUUACUCAUCAUGUGGUUAACGUGUGAGGGACAUACCUAUAACUAUACACACAGCACGAAGAGAAUAGAACAUGCAGAAAUUUGUCAAAUUUCAAGACACCACUAACUGAAAACAUGAUAUUGAAUUUUAAUGCUGAAAUUUUCGGAUAUUUCUGCAUGCUCAAUGGAAUUUUUGUAUAUACCUACUAUGUAAGUCCAGUGUUGCCAGAUGACGAGACAAAUUUGCUAUAUACAUAAUAUGUAGAUUCAGUCCAGCAAGGUGUGAAAAAACUUGAAAACAGAGAUUUUGGUAACAUUUACAACAAUUUCAAACCAAGGAUGUUUUCAAAUUUAUUUUGCAAAAUACUUAUUGAAUUUCUAUAUUUCUAAAAUAAAAUAUAUAAAAAAAAUUGUCCUACGGUUGGCAGCACUGUUUACAUUUGAUAUAUUGAUCAAAAAGGAGCCUUUAGCGAAAACUGUGUAAUAAAAUAUAACAAAAAGCAAAUAACGUUACUUCCAUAAUCAAAAUUUUGUUAAUAAAAUAAUUUUACGUUAGCUACCGUAGACCGUCAAUUCUUGCAAUUUCAUUAACAAAUAACACCCUUGGACCGACGAUGGACCUUCUGCAUUAUCAUUAACAUAAAUUGUCAUGAGAUAAGACAAACAUCAACACCACUUAUUAUUUCUUGUUACAUGUUGAUGAUUUUUCUAUUAUAUACGAAGAUAGCACAUCGACAAUCGCCAAUCUACAAUGUUUUGGCGUAGAUGUUCUACCAUAGGCCUCCAUAUCAAGUGCAGGUACUAAGGUUACUUAAGGUUGUUUGUGAAAAAUUCAUGCAUGAGUCUUGUUGGUACAUAUAUUUGUUGCUUUUUAUUUAUUAGAAUAGUGAAAUUUAUUUCUGUUCUUUUUAUGAAACAAAACUGAUGAAAUCAACACGAAUUUAAAGGCUUGUAGGCUGCCGCUCAAAUAUCCACUGUUCAAAACUGUUUAAACGCUAACAAAUUUUGAGGCAGAACAAUUCGUGGAAGGCUAGUCAAAACAAAUUUUUAUAGUGUCCUUCAAAAGGCAAGAGUGCAAUAAUAAGCUAUUUUGUGAAUUCCAGUAUUAUUUUUGUUUUCGUUUAUUGUUAUAAAAUAUUAAUAAUGGUGUUCCAAUUAGUUCUGGAAGGAUUUUUCAAACUUAUUGCCAAAGAAAAUGACUGUGAAUAUUUUACAUACUUAUAUAUUAUAUACAUUUCAAAGUUAUAUUAGAAUUAAGAAUUAGGCCUUAGAUCAAUGUAACGUUAGAAGAGAAUCCUUAUAUUAAUACUUCUGCAUUUAUGGCUCUUUGUAGGUUAAGUUUUGUUGUUUUUACUCAUUUGCUCCUACAGUGUUUCAAAAAUAAUACCCCCCAACACCCCGCCCUAUUUAUCUUUGGUAAUAAAUUCAAAUCAAUUCAACUUUAUAUGUUUAUAAGUAAAAAUAAUAUAAAACAUUUUUAAAAUGGCAAUUACAAAUUACAAUUUAAAAUUAUAUUGCAUAUUGCUAAGGGUUUUGUAAUGCCCAAACUUGUAUUAGUUUUGGAACACAGUAUACGACAGAAUUCACAUUUACAUAUGUAGAGUGAUCAUUUAAUAGGUCUUUAAUAAUAAAUGUGUUAAUUAACAGUAUGGGACUGAAUAAA
Molecule: messenger RNA, 4786 nt
Organism: Cylas formicarius (sweet potato weevil)
Lineage: Eukaryota; Metazoa; Arthropoda; Insecta; Coleoptera; Brentidae
Gene: hwt
Exons: 12
Coding region: 1-3102 (1033 amino acids)
Molecular function (GO): phosphotyrosine residue binding
Source: RefSeq, a predicted model, not a curated record